GUGAGUAUACUGCCAAUGCUACUCCAUCUGGUAGCCUAUUGUAACUCGGGUAUCGGCUUAAAGCCGUCUGCGGCCAUCGUUAAGACCGUCCCUCGAUGGCGUCGUGCGUAAAUAUACACCUAUGCGUAUAAAUAUCUAUAUUACUGUCUUCAACCGGAAGUAAGCCGAAUAUAAUGCACACAUUAGGCCCGACGUAAGAAGCACGAGACUUCCUUAGAGAUCCCUCAUACCUCCAUCCACAACCACCAUGCGAUUCCGCGACCACGCCCUCAUCGGGGCCGCCAAGAACAUCCCCGUCGGUCCUGCAACCCCCGUGGUGACCUUCAGCCCGAUCGUGAUCCCCAUCCCAGGGCGUCCCGUCGACCUGGAGCUGAAGGUGACGUUUCCCGCGAUCGGCGACGCGCUCCCCAUCAUCCUGCUCUCGCACGGCCAGGGCUUCAGCAACCACCUCAACUCGCUCGAGGGCUACACGCCGCUGGCCGAGUUCUGGGCCGCGCACGGCUUCGCCGUCGUGCAGCCCACGCACCUGUCCUCGCUGUCCCUGCGGCUGCCGGACCCGCCCGCCGGCAGCGAGUUCUACUGGCAGGACCGGGCGCAGGACCUCAGCCGAGUGCUCGACCACCUCGACGCGGUCGAGGCCGCGGUGCCGGCGCUGCGCGGGCGCCUCGACCGUAGGCGCGUCGCCGCCGCAGGCCACUCGCUCGGUGGGUGGACCGUGUGCGUGGCGUUGGGGGCGCGGAACGCGGACCCGCGGACGGGGGCGGCGGGCGGGGCGCGCGACGCGCGGAUACGCGCGGGCGUGGUGCUGGCGGGGACGGGGGCGGGCGGCGACGGCGACCUGUCGGCGACGGGGCGCGCGGUGCUGCCCUUCUACGGGCCCGACUUCGGCGGCAUGCGCGCGCCGGCGCUGGUGGUGUGCGGCACGGACGACGCGAGCCCGCGCCUGACGACGCGCGGCGCCGCCUGGCACGCGGACCCGUACGCGCGCGCGCCCGGCCCCAAGGACCUGCUCUGGCUGCGCGGCGCCGGCCACGCGCUCGGCGGCGUCAGCGGCUGGGACGCCGCCGAGGCCGCCGACGAGAGCCCCGAGCGCCUCGCCGCCGUCCAGCGCCUCACCUGGGCCUACCUGCGCAGCGCGCUGUACGACGGCGACGCGGCGUGGGAGGAGGCGCGGGAGGCGCUCGCGGGACUGCCCGAGCUCGGGUCCGUCGAGAGGAAGAGCUGAGAGAGGGAGGUAGGGGGACCUCGCGGAGAUAGGCAGAUAGGGGCUCGUCGUGCGGAUCGGGAGAGUUAGGUUCUGAGACCAGGUUGCUGGUAGGUAGUUGAUAACAGUUGAAGUGGAGCAUUGCGCAACGGAGACGGAGAAAUGCAAGAGGAGAAAAGAAGGAAAAUAUCACCAUAUCUUCGAAUUACCCCUAAGUUGUACGCAGUAUCAUGCAGAGGUACUACCUGGCUCCGUAAGAUCAUGUAAAGGUACCGCCUGGCCCUGUAGGGGUAUAUCGGCCAUAAGAAGCCUCUCCCGACCGUGCCUCCAUGUGCUAGAGACGGAGGAAGAGUUCUGAGCGAGCUGAACGCCGCCGUACAUGCAUGAAAGAGCAGGUUCUAACCGCUCUAGUUGGUCCCUCGGCCGGCCUAUGCUAGGGAUAGACGAAACGCCCUAUCAC
Durotheca rogersii is the source of this 1664-nucleotide messenger RNA. RefSeq names its product alpha/beta-hydrolase. The transcript has a single exon. The record is from RefSeq and is a predicted model, not a curated record. Gene Ontology annotation, molecular function: 1-alkyl-2-acetylglycerophosphocholine esterase activity. NCBI's taxonomy places the organism in Eukaryota, Fungi, Ascomycota, Sordariomycetes, Xylariales, Xylariaceae. The coding region runs from base 248 to 1225 and encodes 325 amino acids.